AUGCCCACAACGACGCCCGCAUCGCCCUCCACGUCGCCCAAGCCGUUGGCCCUGGAGGCAUACGACGCCUCUGCAGGCGUCCUCGUGCCAGGCUUUGGCCUUGGUCCGGCGGUGCUGCACCCCUUUGAGCAUCAUCCGCCCCUCGACUUUGUCCACGACCCGUACCUCGACGGCCCCCAGGACAUUGACGACAACGACGACCAGGUCUCUUCUCUCUCCUUUGGCUUCUCCUCCGACUUCACCACCGACUUUAGCCUCGGCAACGAAGUAGCAGCACCACUCCACCACCACCAGCAACAGCAGCAGUCUUCUUAUCUCAAGCACCAUCACCACCACCACCACCAAGACCACCAAAACCACCAGUACUCUUCCCAUCACCACCACCAAGACCACCAAAACCACCAGUACUCUUCCCAUCACCACCACCAAACAUACGACACCAUGAAUUUGCCCAGCUCCCACAUCCCGCCCCGCCGCAGCGCGAGCAUCCACUCCCUCACCCCCUCGCGCGACCUCGUCGUCGCCGCAAAGUCCCCCGAGAAAUCCGCCGCCGCCGCUGCCGCGACCGCCACAAAGUCCAAACGAGUACGGACGGGCUGUCUAACGUGUAGGGAACGGCAUCUAAAAUGUGACGAAGGCUUACCAGACUGUCUAAAUUGUCGCAAGAGCAAUCGAGAAUGCAAACGCGGCGUGCGGCUCAACUUCAUAGACGUCCAGGUCAAGAAACCGCCCUACAUGCCUCCCACCGUCGAGUGGUCGGUGCAAUUCCAAGAUGAGUCAAGGCAAAUCGCCUCAGAAUACGUCGGCGGACUCGGCCGGUACGCGCACCUCGACAAGGUCGCCGUCGCCGCCGCCCCCCGGCCUGAGCCGAGCCAUCUAGAGCAGACCCUCCGGCACCAGAGCCACCUCCUCCCCCACGCCCGCGCCGCCCCGGGCCCGGACGCCUCCGUCUCCCCCCGGACUCACCUCCAACACCACCCGCCGCCGCCCUCGCUGCCGCCCUCCUACGCCCCCUACCCGCCACACGCCGCCCAUCGGCCCCCGGAGCCCCCUCGCGCCGCAGACUACCCUCCUCACCGCCGCGAGAGCGAGUCCGCCACCGCCUACCUCACCCCCCAGAACUCGGCGCACCCGGGCCCUCACCCGUACGCCGGCUACGAGCACUUCGCCGCCCUCCGCGACAACGCCCACCACUCCCACUCUCACCACCACUCGCACUCUCGCUCCCACACCCACCGCGACAGCGACGCCUCCUCCGCCGCGUCCAUCGUCCCGCAACCAACCGCCCCGCCGCCGUCCUACCGACACAGCGCCGCCGCCGGCCCCAAUGCCGCCAACGGCGCCAACGCCCUCGCGCCCGACGGCAUGAUGACCCCGCCGCCCAGCGAGAAGGCCACCGCCGGCGAGCGCGAGUACCUCAACUCGCCCGAGGAGAUCCUCUACAUGCAGGUCUUCGUCGAGGAGGUCGGCGUCUGGAUGGACUCGCUCGACAAAGAAAAACACUUCUCCCGCCUCAUCCCCUACCACGCCCUCAAGUCCCCCAUGCUGCUCAACGCCUUCCUCGCCUGCGGCGUCAAGCACCUCACCCUCGUCAACCCGGCCUACCAGGACGACAAGGCCCUCUUCUACUACGACACCGCCACCACCCAGCUGCUGCGCUCGCUGCAGAACCCCGACCGCAACACCGGCGAGUGCGCCACCACCGCCGUCGUCCUCAACGUCUACGAGAUCAUGUCCGAGAAGCCCGCCCAGCGCAUGAACCACAUCGCCGGCGCCCGCGCGCUGAUCCGCGAGUGCAAGUGGGACGCGCGCUCCAGCGGUAUUGGGGCGGCGUGCUUCUGGCUCAACAUCGGCAUGGAGGUGCUUUCCUGUCUGGCCUUCAACUGGCAGACAUCGUGGGACCCGGACUCGUGGGGGCUGGACGUGGACUUCGCCGCCGAGAGCAACGGUGCCGGUGCUGCGACUGCUGCCGCGGCAGCGUCGGGCGACGGCUUCGGAUCGGAGGAGCUGUGGGUCCAUCGCAUCCUGUACAUCGUGGCCAAGAUCGCCAACUUCCGCGCCACGAUCCCGCGCUUCCAGGAGCCGAGCCCGCACGACGAGCAGAUCCGCCUCGGCAACCGGCUCGCGCAGUGGCAGGACCUCAAGCGGCUGUGCGACAAGUGGAACAACGCGUGCCCGCGCACGAUGCACCCCUUCGGCUACCUCUACCCCUCGCAGACCAACUCCAAGUCUGCCUUCCCCAACGUCUGGCUCAUCAAACGCGCCGCCAUCAUCGGCCGCCUCUUCUACCACACCGCCCAAUGCCUCCUCGCGCAAACCAACCCCAUGGAGCCCGGCAAGGCCUCGGAGGAAAUGCGCGCCCUGCAGCUGCACCACGCGCACCAGGUCUGCGGCAUCGUCGCGCACACAAAGGACCGCGGCGUCGCCUCCGUCGCCAUCCGCUCCCUCGCCAUCGCCUCCGCCGUGCUCACCGACCCGCGCGAGCAGGAAGAGGUCCUCGAGAUCCUCGACAAGAUCCACGCCGCCUCCGGCUGGCGCCUCGGCAAGAUCCACUCGGAGCUCAAGAAGUCGUGGGGCUGGCCCUCGCCCGCGGGGGGCAGCACGCCCGUCAUGGCGCACCCGGACCCCAGAGGAGGAAGCGGCGGCGGCGGGAAGUACUACGCGAGCAGCACGAGCGGCGGCGCACCGCCCGCGAUGACGGCGGCGAGCAGCCAGCCGCCCGCGGCGCCGAUGAAGGCGCUCGUGAACCCGCUCAGCUUCGCGGACUUUUCGCUGCCGAAUCACCCGUACCAGAACUGGUACGAGCCGCCGAACCGGUCCAACUCGUACAGCUCGCAGACCUUCCUCUGA
Molecule: messenger RNA, 2850 nt
Organism: Colletotrichum gloeosporioides
Lineage: Eukaryota; Fungi; Ascomycota; Sordariomycetes; Glomerellales; Glomerellaceae
Exons: 4
Coding region: 1-2850 (949 amino acids)
Biological process (GO): positive regulation of transcription by RNA polymerase II
Cellular component (GO): nucleus
Molecular function (GO): zinc ion binding; DNA-binding transcription factor activity, RNA polymerase II-specific; transcription cis-regulatory region binding
Source: RefSeq, a predicted model, not a curated record